AGUGUUUGCUUUAUUUAAAAAAACUGACCAAUUAAGGGUCAAAUAUGAAAUGAAUGUGAGGGCAGGACUGAGAUUCAGGGAUUUUGGAAGCUGUGGAAGUUCAGAGGAAGCAUGGAGAUUGUAAAUGAGGGGGAACAAUAUUUCCUGCCUUCACUGCAUCAAUCCAGCCUGACGGCAGAGUGAAUCCAGGAACACUCACUGGCGGAACAGUCUCAGUUGGAGAGAGAACUGCUCGUCAGUGGGAGGUAACCUACAUGAUGCCCUCUCUUCAACUUAUAAAUUCAUCGUCUGUCCGUGCGAGGGUAAGCGUUUUCUUGAGGCGGAACUUGCUGAGCGCACCGACGGACGCACCAGUGGAACUGGCUGAUUUGUAAACCACAACGGACUAAAAACACUUCGCAAUCCCAAAAAGCGUGAAGAUGAAUAGACAUUGAGGAAGCACCGUAUGGAAAAUGUUAUUUCACAUCAUGGUGAGGCUCGUAAAGACGGACCCGGAGCUGGUGCGCAGGUCCUGAGCGCCUAGACUGAACUGUGACUCCGAGAUAUUUCUGGUGAAAUCGAGCUUCGGUGCAAUUGAGUUUUCCAAUCUCAUAAAAAAAGGCUCUAAAGGUUUUGCGGAGGUUUCCCGCGGCAACAACAUCGUUUUUCUUCUGAAAUAUGGACAGCAAGGCAACCUUCAGAGAGUGCUUAUCUUUAAUUCCACCAACUUAAAUCGCUCAUAUGUACAGGAUUGCGCACAAUACUGUGGAACUGCUUUCUUAAGACAUAACCAAGAAGGGAAAAAACAGAAAUAAGGAUGUUAAAAUCCGCCCUGCAUUGUGUCAUGAAAUGUAAAAAAAAAGGGUGGGUGACUGAGAUUUGGGGAUAACUUGAUGAUAAGUUCCUUUUGAAAAAGCGAAUGGGACAUUAAAGCAAGUCAGUGCCUGGAUAAUGUUCUUCAAUGGAGUCUAAAUGAAGAGCCUCUCAGGAUGUAGUGCUACCUGGACACUCAAUGCGGAUUGGAGAGGUCACUUUUUUUUAAACUCUUAAUUUUAAUCGGAGAAAGGAGAGAGACAAAAAAAAAAAAAAACGGCAUUACUUUGCAAUGAUCUGACUCAUCGUUUGGAGAAAAUCUGCGAGCACACGUCGGCCUGGAGAAUAGUUUCCACAAUGGCACUUGUAGGUGCCUCCGUGAUAUGUGCGUCCUGAAAGAAGAGGAAAUAUCCAUCCUGUUACAAGCUGUUUUUUUUUUUUGCAUGUCAACUGGACUAAUGUGUGGAUUACGUACCAAUGUCGUUCUGAAAGACGGAGCACAAUAAGUCUGAAAAGAAAGAAAGUGACAUGCGGAUUCUGUAAAACCACCCGAGAAUGGCGGAUUUUUUUUCCAUGCAGUUUUUUUUUUUUAAAUUGAUAUGAGAGCAGAAGAGGGACACUUCUUCCCAAAGAAGAUAUCCACCAGAUAUCUCCUCUACGUGAAUAACAUUCUUCCUCUCCAACCAAUGAAGUCAACUGGGUGGGGGAUGGAAUUCAAAGGGACGUAGAAGGGAAGGAGAGAGGCAAAGUGGCCCCAAAUCCUCUUUUAAAACAAAGCGGAAGACCAGUCAAUGAAUUAUGAAUGUUCAACAAGAUGACGUCCACUCAGCAGCAGCAGAUGAUGCGAGGUCCUAGGUGGAACCGGGCCUUGUCCGACCCUUUAUUUGUGUUACUCCUGGCCCUCCAGCUGCUGGUGGUGGCAGGACUGGUCCGUGCUCAGACUUGUCCUUCUGUUUGCUCCUGUAGCAACCAGUUCAGCAAAGUCAUCUGUACCCGCAGAGGACUGCGAGAUGUUCCUGACGGAAUUUCUACCAACACACGCUAUCUGAAUUUGCAAGAAAAUCUUAUCCAGGUCAUUAAAGUGGACAGCUUCAAACAUCUAAGACAUUUAGAGAUUCUGCAGCUGAGCAAAAACCACAUACGUAAAAUUGAACUUGGGGCCUUCAAUGGACUGGCCAGCCUCAAUACCUUGGAGCUUUUUGAUAACCGCCUCACCACCAUUCCAAAUGGGGCAUUUGAGUACCUAUCCAAACUAAAGGAGCUUUGGCUUAGGAAUAACCCAAUAGAGAGCAUUCCCUCUUAUGCUUUUAAUAGAGUUCCCUCGUUACGGAGGUUGGACCUUGGGGAACUCAAACGUCUCUCUUACAUAUCAGAGGGGGCCUUUGAAGGGCUGAGCAAUCUGCGCUACUUAAAUUUGGGAAUGUGCAAUCUCAAGGAAAUUCCCAAUCUCAUUCCUCUUGUAAAGCUGGAUGAACUUGAGAUGUCUGGAAAUCAGCUAACUAUUAUCCGGCCUGGCUCAUUUAAGGGGCUUAUUCACUUGCAGAAGCUAUGGAUGAUGCAUGCUCAGAUUCAGACCAUAGAAAGGAACUCCUUUGAUGACCUGCAGUCACUCGUGGAGCUUAAUCUAGCCCACAAUAACCUUACCCUUUUGCCCCAUGAUCUGUUCACUCCUCUGCAUCACCUGGAGAGGGUACACUUACACCACAAUCCAUGGAAUUGCAACUGUGACAUCCUCUGGCUAAGCUGGUGGCUUAAAGAGAUGGUGCCAGCAAACACCAGCUGCUGUGCCCGCUGCAGCUCACCUACCCACCAUAAGGGACGAUACAUUGGCGAGUUGGACCAGAAUUACUUUCACUGUUAUGCUCCUGUUAUUGUGGAGCCCCCUGCAGACCUAAAUGUGACAGAGGGAAGUGCUGCAGAGUUGAAAUGCAGAGCCAGCUCGUUGACCUCAGUAAGCUGGAUUACGCCCAAUGGUUCCAUCAUGACACACGGGGCAUACAAGGUCAGAAUCUCUGUACUAAAUGAUGGUACACUGAACUUCACCAAUGUUACCAUGCAGGACACAGGCACGUAUACAUGUAUGGUCAGUAAUUCUGCGGGUAACACAACAGCAUCUGCCACGCUCAAUGUGUCCUCUACAGAGAACAGCAGUUUCAGCUACUUCACUACAGUGACGGUGGAGACAAUAGAAACACCACACAGUGAAGUCUUGACAACUACUAUUCAACAGAAGGUGGGUCCCACACCAUCAGUUGGUCUAUGGGAAUCUGUUUCACCCACCUCUACAACAACCACUACAGUCCGAACCCCACACUCCACCCGUGCCACAGACAAGACCUACACGAUCCCAGUCACGGAGGAUUCACUGAAUGGCUUGGAUGAGGUAAUGAAAACGACCAAGAUCAUCAUUGGCUGCUUUGUUGCAAUCACACUCAUGGCAGCUGUCAUGCUCAUAAUCUUCUACAAAAUGCGCAAACAGCACCACCAGCAGAAUCACCAUGCACCUACACGCACCAUUGAGAUCAUUAAUGUGGAUGAAGACUGUGUCACUGGGGGCCAAGGCUUGGAGGGUCACCUGACUCUCCCGCCUCUUGAGCAUGAGCACCUCAACCACUACAGCACCUACAAGACUGCGUACAACCAUGCCUCUACUAUCAAUUCCAUACACAGCUCAGUGCACGAACCUUUGUUAAUCCGGGCCAGCUCAAAAGACAAUGUACAAGAGACCCAAAUCUAAUACUUUUGUGAGACAUUAUGAAACUGACGGGAUCACGUUGUGGCAUUACUGACAGGACAAUACUGACAAUAAGUUGUGAGGACUGUGCCUCAAAUGUGGAGGAACAAACUCGUGCUUGGAAAAUCACUGGCUGGUGACGUUAUUUCAACGACUUUGGGAAUUAGAGUAUGUCUACAGUUUCAAAAAGUGUCUUUACAAUACAGAAGUUAUUUAUUUAAGAAAAAAUAUUGUGGUUGAAUUACAAAAAAAAAAAAGAAUUUAUUUUUAUUAUUUUUCAUCUCUUAAUUCAUGUUUUAUUUCAUUUUCUUCUUUUUGUGUUUAAAGAUUGGUUUACUAAUAUGCUUUCAAGCUCUUGUAGAGGACAUUAGCUGAACAAAAGGCUAAUUAUCAUUGCUUUUUAGUUGUUCUUUUGGUACAACUAAAUAUUUUGGCUCAGAAUAGUAACCUAAUUUUUCCCAUGUAUCAAACAAAUCUAAAGCACAUUAGGGAUGUUUUGUGUUUUGCUUUCCAGCUGUGGAUCAGGUGAUGACAUCUUUUGUGACCAUCAGUAACUGAAAUGAUUUAAACGUACACAUCAUUUUGCAGUAUCGCAGUGAGAGUAUCAGUCAUGAAAUUCCACCAUAAUUCAUGUUUGAUUACAUACAUUACACACAGUAGGCAUAGACCGAGGAUCUUAAAAGCUUUACACAACUAUUUAAGUGGAGGCUCACCGCUACCAAAGCUUCCUUCUUUGUUGUUGCUUUUUUUCCCCUAAAUUACAUUUUAUUGAUCUGUAUGUCUUUCUCUUCUUAAUGUAUAUGUCAGAUAUAAUUUUAGGCUUGCACUCAAGUUUGAUGAGAUUGAAGUCCCUGAGCCCCCAGAGGUAUGCUCUUAUUGUUAUAAUGGAGAUUGAGAAGUCAAAGCACCACUUUGGUGAAACAUCAUUGUAAUUGAACAGGAUGGGAGUAAUGCCUGUGCUAAUGCAGAGGAUCCUGACAUCACGUUAAACUUAUAGUGCUGUGUAUUGUUGCAUACAAAGAUGAUUGUUUUGAAGCCAAAUUUUUUUAUGCUUGGACCCAUUAACUCUUCUGCGGGACUGCAGGAGUGUAGUCAGAAUCCGUCUUGUCAUCUGAAGAAAGAGUUUAAACUUUUUUUUACAGGUGUCUGAGCAUGUUACCUGUCAUGUGUAUGCCAUUUUUCCACAUGGAGAUUCCUGGCAGUCCCAGAUUCACACCCUGCCCCUGCCAACCGUUGGACUUGGCCCUGAGUGGCAAGGCUUGUGCAACAAGAGGGUGCAUUCAGGCUGAAUGUGUGGGAUCAGGCAUCAAACAGAUGUUUGAGGUGCACCUGCCUCUCUCCCUCUCCCUUAGCAACAACGCAAUUUACAUUUUAAUUGAUGCGCUCAUGGGCUUUAGAUGGACACAGCUCUGCAGGCACCCAUAUCCUGGAAACCAUUUCAGAGUCCCCACUGUGAAAAAUGAUGCCAGGCAACAUAAAUGCAGUGGUUAGGCAGACAUUUGGCAGAUGGUACAAGGUUUAUUUUCAGCAAGUAACUGCAGCUUUUGCUCAACAGUAAAAUGUAUUUAAAAAAAAGUCAGGCCCAUGCCAUGCCAUCAAAGUACCAUGGCAUCUGUGGAUUGAGAGGACAUUCCACUAACCUGAAAGCUGGAAUUCUCCCCAAAACCUCUAAGAUGAGAGUUCCAUAUAUUUUUUCCUCACCAGGGAUCAAAGAUGAUUGUGAAUAAUAAGUAAAUCCUGUGUCGACCUCAGUUUCAGACUGUUGCAGUAGUUCUUAUUGUUUUAAAUGCAAAAAUAAAAAUCUAACUUUUUUUUUUUUUUUCAAACAAUACCUUCCAUAUGAUCAUCGUCUCUGUGGUCUGGCUGUGACACUUUGAUGAACAAUACUGUUCAGCAUGAAAGCUGUAAUGCUCACAGGUCUGUGCAUGUCACAGCACAUUCCUCCUGCCUACUCUUCAGGGGAAACUACACUUAAAGAGAUUAAACUUCAACAAAAAGAAAGAAAAAUAACUAAAAUAGUGUAAGUGCUUUAACAAGAGUACAGUUUUACUCUUGUAAGCAUGAAGACGAGUGAAUAAACUACAGUACCAUCAGGCUGACAUAAUUCAAAAUAUAUUACAGCAACUGUGAAACCCUACAUUGAAUGUUUCAAUCUCAAAAAAAGAUGAGUGAACCCUGGAGGACAAACAGAUGCACCCCAUCAUUUAUUGCAUCAAGUGGGAGCUAGAAUGAGAUUCUGAGCACUUGCUUGCUUGAAAAUUUUAACCGUUUUCAACUAAGCUCCAAUUGCAAAGAGCUUGUAUUUCCCUGUAUGUUGCAAAACAUUUGCCAAAAUGUCUACAUCAAUCAUAAUCUUCACAAAAGAACUACGGUAUAACUUUAGUUUAAUUUUCACCCUUUUCUUUCCUCACCAGUUUAACAAAUACAGCAGCAGAAAUCAUAAAUUAUGUCUGGUAUCAUUUUAGAUUGAAAAUGCACCUCUCGAUUUAAUAGUCGACUAUAGACAUCCACUAAAGGAUAAGUUUUUGAUCCUCAAGAUUAUUCUAAUUUCUUCAGUAAAUCAGUGACUUUUAAUGAAUGAAAGUAGAUUUAUUGACCAUGACUGUGUAGCACAUAUAGCUUUUGUGAGGAUUCCUGAUUUGAAUGAGGCCUCUUGUUAAUAUGAGUCCAGACAAAACAGAAGAAAGAAAAACUUGUUUAAUUUUCUUAUUAUUAUUAUUUUCUUUUUCCCCAUCACUUGGACACUCCUCAACCUAUAAUAGCAAUUUCAUGGAGUCUGGCACAUUUGUAAACCAUACGCUGGUGUGGACGUUCGUCAUUAUUCUGUGUUUGAAUUCCUGUUGGUGGGAUGUGAAUUGCAAAUUUAUUUUGGAGAGUGUAACCAUCUUCUCUGUUCACAUUUAGUUGGAGGUAAAUUGUCUGAAAAUUUCAAUGGUAAAUCUGUUGCAUUUUAGUCAAGCUGUCUCAUGUAUGUAAGAUAUCUAAGUAUUUUUGAUCAGUAUUCUUUUUUUCCCAACAUUAUUUUUAAGUUUUUGUUAUUUAUUAUUAUUGUUUUUUUUCUGAGAGGGAAUGCUGUUCUAGUGGUAGAUUUAUAUAAAACAUGUUUUGAGAAUUAAAGAAAACAAAAAAGAACAAUUUUUAAAUUUUGAUUUUACAUGUGCCAACAACCUGUUCUGAAAGUUAAAAUAGAGAAACAUGCUGUAACAGAAUAAGAGAUUGAUUUUCAUGUAAGCAUUCUCUCAUGGCAUUUAAAAGAUAUGGAGAUUGAUAAUAGA
Messenger RNA from Cololabis saira (Pacific saury), 6801 nucleotides. It is a transcript of the gene lrrc4ca, whose product is annotated as leucine rich repeat containing 4C, genome duplicate a. The transcript is spliced from 3 exons. The coding region runs from base 1595 to 3529 and encodes 644 amino acids. The record is from RefSeq and is a predicted model, not a curated record. NCBI's taxonomy places the organism in Eukaryota, Metazoa, Chordata, Actinopteri, Beloniformes, Belonidae. Gene Ontology annotation, molecular function: cell-cell adhesion mediator activity. Gene Ontology annotation, cellular component: glutamatergic synapse; plasma membrane; postsynaptic density membrane. Gene Ontology annotation, biological process: synaptic membrane adhesion; modulation of chemical synaptic transmission; regulation of axonogenesis.